Messenger RNA from Cololabis saira (Pacific saury), 2451 nucleotides. RefSeq names its product transmembrane channel-like 1 (gene tmc1). NCBI's taxonomy places the organism in Eukaryota, Metazoa, Chordata, Actinopteri, Beloniformes, Belonidae. Gene Ontology annotation, biological process: detection of mechanical stimulus involved in sensory perception of sound; vestibular reflex. The coding region runs from base 16 to 2451 and encodes 811 amino acids. The record is from RefSeq and is a predicted model, not a curated record. The transcript has 18 exons. Gene Ontology annotation, cellular component: plasma membrane. Gene Ontology annotation, molecular function: mechanosensitive monoatomic ion channel activity.
UUGGCACACAAAGACAUGGUGAAAAAAGUACAAGCAGCAAAGAAGAAAAAGCGGAAGAAAGUUGUUGAAACAAGCUCAGAACAAGAGACAAGUGAAGAAGAAGACAGCAAAGAGGAGGUCAACGAGGACGAGCAGUUGAGGCCAGAGUGUUUGUCACCGGAGGAGUUGGAGAAGCUGAAGGAGGCAGUGGAUGAGAGGAAGAAACUGGUCCAGAGUCUUAGGGGAAAACCCUGGCCAAUGAAAAAGAAACUUGUCACUUUACGAGAGUCUCAGGAGUUUGUGGAGAAAUAUGAGGGAGCUUUGGGGAAAGGGAAAGGCAGGAAGCUCUAUGCGUACAAGGUCAUGAUGACGAAGAGGUGGAUGAAGUUCCAACGAGACUUUGAAAAUUUCAAAACCGCCUGCAUUCCCUGGGAGAUGAAAAUAAAGGAGAUUGAAAGUCAUUUUGGCUCCUCGGUAGCCUCGUACUUCAUCUUCCUGAGGUGGAUGUAUGGCAUCAAUAUGAUCUUAUUUGGUCUGACCUUUGGCCUGGUUAUGGUGCCAGAGGCAUUAAUGGGGCGACCCUAUGGCAGCAUCCCCAGAAAGACAGUUCCCAGAGCCGAGGAGGCCGGUGCCAUGGACUUUGCUGUCCUGUGGGAUUUUGGGGGUUAUGCUCGGUAUUCUGUCCUCUUUUAUGGAUACUACAACAACCAGCAUGCCAUCGGCUGGCUCAAGUUCCGCAUGCCUCUGUCAUAUUUCCUAGUUGGUGUGGGAACCGUGGCCUAUAGCUAUAUGGUUGUCAUAAGAACGAUGGCCCGUAAUGCAAAUGAGUCAGGGGUUGGAGAUGACAACAGCUUCAACUUUUGUUGGAAGAUGUUCACUAGCUGGGAUUACCUGAUAGGAAAUGCUGAAACGGCAGACAAUAAGUUUGCGUCUAUCACCACUAGCUUCAAGGAGGCAAUCCUAGAGGAGCAAGAGAACCAGAAGGAUGACAACAUCCAUUUGACUCGUUUCCUACGGGUGUUGGCAAACUUCCUGGUCUUGUGCUGUCUAGCAGGAAGUGGAUAUCUCAUUUAUUUUGUGGUGCGGCGCUCUCAGAAGUUUGCCCUGGAUGGUCUGGAAAAUCACACCUGGUGGGAAAGAAAUGAGGUGAACAUGGUCAUGUCACUGCUGGGCAUGUUCUGCCCCAUGCUGUUUGACGUCAUCAGCACCCUGGAGAACUACCACCCUCGUGUUGCCCUGCAGUGGCAGCUGGGUCGCAUUUUUGCCCUCUUUUUGGGAAACCUCUACACCUUCAUCAUUGCUCUCAUGGAUGAGAUUAACCUGAAAAGAGAAGAGGAAAAGAUAAUUAAGUUUAACAUAACCAUGUGGGAAGCCAGUCUUUACAACGGCACAGCAUCAGAAAACUCCACCACUCCACUCAUCACUAUCCACCCUGCUGAUGUUCCCAGAGGGCCCUGCUGGGAGACCAUGGUGGGGCAGGAGUUUGUCAGGCUGAUAAUAUCUGAUACAAUGACAACUUACAUCACGCUGCUGAUUGGGGAUUUCCUGAGAGCUGUGCUCGUCCGAUUCCUUAACCACUGCUGGUGCUGGGACCUUGAGGCUGGAUUUCCAUCCUACUCUGAGUUUGAUGUCAGUGGGAAUGUCCUGGGCCUUAUCUUCAAUCAAGGAAUGAUAUGGAUGGGUGCUUUUUAUGCCCCCUGCCUGCCUGCCUUGAAUGUCCUGCGGCUCCACGUGUCCAUGUACCUGCAGUGCUGGGCUGUGAUGUGCUGUAACGUGCCGCAGGAAAGGGUCUUCAAAGCUUCGGGCUCCAAUAACUUCUACAUGGCUAUGUUACUGGUCAUCCUCUUUCUGUCCACUCUGCCUGCCAUCUACACCAUCGUCACCAUCCCACCUUCCUUUGACUGUGGACCAUUUAGUGGCAAGAACCGCAUGUUUGAUGUGAUCCAUGAGACGUUGGAGUCUGACUUCCCUGCCUGGUUUAGUAAAGUGUUCAGUUAUGCAUCGAACCCUGGGCUGGUGUUACCCUUUAUACUGCUAAUGGUACUGGCUAUUUAUUACUUGCAUUCCACAUCCAAAAGCUACAAAGAAGCUAAUGUGGAACUGAAGAAAAAACUACAACUGCAAAACGAAGAAAACAAGAAGAAGAACAAACGAGCAGCACUGAAGGCACAAACGGAUCUGGAGGAAGCCAGAAAAACAACAUCACAGGCUGCAGAGCGUCAAAAGAACAACAAUGCUUCACUAAGAAGUCAGGAAGAAUAUGAAGAGAAUUAUGCCAAAAGUCAGAGGUUGUGUCACAGUAAGAACGGACGUAACCCUACUUUCUCUGGUGAAGACAGACAACACCAAGUUACAGCCAGAGUCUCGAGGAACUAUCACCAUGGCAACCACGAGACCCAUGGAUACCUGCCUGGUUUCUCCCAGCAAAGUGAGCCCAGGAUAUGUAGGGUGCCGAGCUUGCAGAGACACUAG